Bufo gargarizans (Asiatic toad) is the source of this 1278-nucleotide messenger RNA. RefSeq lists its product as uncharacterized. The record is from RefSeq and is a predicted model, not a curated record. NCBI's taxonomy places the organism in Eukaryota, Metazoa, Chordata, Amphibia, Anura, Bufonidae.
AUGUACAGAUACCAAAAGAAGCUUCUACUCUGUAUGUCUGUUGCAACGACUUUCACCUUUUUACAAUGGUUUAUAAAGAGCAAAUUGCUGAUCACUGCAGCAGUGAAGAAGAAAAUUGAGAACGCCCCUUGUAAUGGCAAACUCAGCACCGAUACGAUUACCGCACUGGACGACAACCGGACGUUCAUCAUCUCGCCGUACUAUGACUACAGAGAUGACCAUCGGUCUAUGGUGCGGAUUCUCAGCAUUAUCCACCAUGAAGAGGUAAAGGAACUAUACUGCUAUUUCUGUUGCCCUACAGACAAGAGCGUGCAGAUCUCCAAGGCGUCCAUAGACAUGCAUAGCGAUCGCUUUGACUUUCCCUAUGUGACAACGGACCUUUUAUGUGAGACUCCACCAAACUGCCCUGCUGAGUAUUUAUCUGUCCAUACGUCUCAAACGCAAAAAAUGACCCAAUUACCUCUAUUCCAAAUACAAAACCAAGAUGUGAAACCAUUUUCUGCAGAGUUCACGGUCUGCAUUUCCACCAUGUUUGGGAAUUACAGCAAUGUGUUACAAUUCAUUCAGACCAUGGAGAUGUACCAGAUCCUGGGGGCACAACGGGUCAUGAUCUACCUUAACAGCUGCAGCCCACAGAUGAAAAAAGCUAUGCAGUAUUAUAUCGCAAGAGGGAUCCUUGAGGUGGUAGACUGGCCGAUCCAGCGUUACCUCAGGCCUGGCACUGCAUGGCACCAUUCAGUUGACCCCAAAGAUAUAGGGUAUUAUGGUCAGUUGGCAACACUCAAUGACUGUAUUUAUAGGAAUAUGUACAGGACUAGGUUUGUUCUGCUCAAUGAUAUUGAUGAGAUCAUUUUACCGUUCUCGCACAUGAUUUGGGACGCAAUGAUGAAAAGCCUUCAACAACAGAAUCCAAAUAUUGGAAUUUUCCUAUUCGAAAAUCAUAUUUUUCCUCAAACUGUGCCCAUUGAUGUCCACUUCUCUGAUAUUGCCUCCUGGAAAGACGUACCAGGAUAUAACAUCCUCCAGUACGUCUAUCGGGAACCAGACAGACCAGAUUAUUUCAAUGCUCGGAAGAUGAUCGUGGAUCCCAGGAAGGUCAUACAGACGUCGGUUCUCCGGCGUGUCUCAUUGGAAACAGCUCUGGUUUACCACUGCAGAGGACCUCUACAGAAGAAAUUACCAAAGACCUCUUUAAUAGAAGACAAGACUAUCUGGAAACAUAAUGCCUCUCUUAUCAGAAAUGUUAAUAAAGUUCUGGGGGAAAUCUCAUUCCAGUGA